Molecule: messenger RNA, 1372 nt
Organism: Lentinula edodes (shiitake mushroom)
Lineage: Eukaryota; Fungi; Basidiomycota; Agaricomycetes; Agaricales; Omphalotaceae
Product: methyltransferase-domain-containing protein
Exons: 7
Coding region: 121-1260 (379 amino acids)
Biological process (GO): ribosomal large subunit biogenesis; rRNA methylation
Cellular component (GO): nucleolus
Molecular function (GO): rRNA (adenine) methyltransferase activity
Source: RefSeq, a predicted model, not a curated record
CUUUAGGAAGCUAAGCAAGUAUGCAACCGCAUGAAAACAAGUAUGAAAGGUACCGGCGCUCCGUGUGUUUGGAUUAGUUGCGGGCGCUUGCACUGAAAAUCCUCUUUGCUUUUCUUUUUCAUGCCUUUAUUCGAUGUUCCAGGGUGGUCAAUGCCAGCCGAUCCAGUGCCAGAGGCUGGGUCUCGGAAGCGCAAAAGACCUAUUAGCGACGCAGGGUCUGAAACUCAGAGUAGGAUACACUCUGCAGAAAUCAAUCUCGAAAAACUUGUCAAAAAGUUGACUGGGAAGCGGGAUGUGGGCGAUGCAAGAACAAAUGCGGCUUCCCACUCUAAGCCCAAACCGCGUCGAAAGACAAAGGAGUCUCAGCCGACUGCAGAAGUGGACAAGAAAAGUAUUUCAUUGCCCAUGCCAUUGAUGAAGGCAUCGGACAGAGCAACCAAGAAAACUAAACGGAGCCAUGAUUCUCGUCCCCCAGAUUCUGAGGAGCAACCGGAACGGUCGAGUAAGGAUCUCGAUUCGUCAUCUGGGUUGACGGGCAUGCAGAAGAACAUGAAGCAGAAGUUGGAAGGGGCACGGUUCCGCAUGCUCAAUCAAACAUUAUAUGAAAGUAAAAGUGAAGAUGCGCAGCGGAUGAUGCAGGAGGAUCCUACCGUUUACACCGAGUAUCACAAUGGUUUCAGACAGCAAGUAUUAUCGUGGCCUACGAAUCCCGCAGACCACUAUGUUGAAACCCUCUCAUCGUAUCAUGUCAAUACAAUCGUGGCUGAUCUAGGCUGUGGAGAUGCAGCCAUCGCCCGCGCUUUGAUUCCUAAAGGAAUAUCUGUACUGUCUUUCGACCUGGUUUCUCAUAGCCCUUAUGUUGUGGAGGCAGAUAUCUGUGGUACACUACCAUUACCGGGCUCAGAGGGUACCGAAGGAUCGUUGUCCGAGGGCGAAGCUCAUAUCGUAGAUAUCGUGGUAUUCUCGUUAAGUCUCAUGAGUACAAAUUGGCCGAAGUCAAUUCGUGAGGCGUGGAGGAUCCUAAAGCCCAAUGGAGAGCUCAAGAUAGCGGAAGUCACAAGUAGAUUUCGCAACCUAGAAAAUUUUGUGUCCUUAGUCUCAUCUAUCGGCUUCAAGCUGAAGUCGAAAGACGAAAGGAAUUCACAUUUCACUCUGUUCGAGUUCAGAAAAGUUCCUCGCAGAUUCAAAACUUCAAACGAGUGGGAUAUCAUCUUUUCCAAAACUGACACCCUAAAACCCUGCGAGUAUAAACGUCGAUAAUGUUACGGUUAAUCUUAUCGCAUUCGGAAGCUGCUGAUUCAAGGGCGCAAGGUGUUGAAAAGACGAUCACCCUGGAUUUGACAUCGUUAGAAGUUGCCGGAAAAUACAGUCU